AUGUCUUCUCCCUCCAACAGCGCAGUCUACUUCACCUCGUCGACAGAGCUCGCCGACCUCGGCGCGGCCCGCUUCGACCACGACACCGCGGCCAUCGGCGACAAAGAUUACGCGCUCAACUCCUACGCGCCAGUCACAGUGCAGUCUGGCCGGGCGCCCAAAGGUCUCGAGGACCAGGUCUUCGCGUGGAACACCUUCCAGUACACGACGAGUGAGAAGAACGAGAAGGAGGAGAAGAAGGGCGAUCUGCAUGAGGGACAACUGCACCGGCAGAACAGAGCUGCCGCUGGGGUUCAGCCGACUACGCUGGCGUCUGAGAAUCGCCCGGCGUCUUACGGUGGUGGGAGGGGAGCUCAGGCUAGACGGGGAGGCCGCGGUGGUCGAGGUGAUCGAGGAGGCAAAGGUGGUGGGGGCGUUGGUAGAAGUGAUGGAAAGCCAGAUGCAUUGUGCGCGGGAAGGAAGCCGGAGGGUAAAGCACCACCGCUGGCAAAGGGAUUUGCGGAGGAGUUAGAUAAGAGCUUGUUUUGGGAAGGGCCCAUCGUCUGA
Ascochyta rabiei is the source of this 546-nucleotide messenger RNA. RefSeq lists its product as uncharacterized. NCBI's taxonomy places the organism in Eukaryota, Fungi, Ascomycota, Dothideomycetes, Pleosporales, Didymellaceae. The record is from RefSeq and is a predicted model, not a curated record. The transcript has a single exon. Bases 1 to 546 code for a protein of 181 amino acids.